AUGAACAAAUUCGUUCUUAUUGCUAUUGUUGCCACCCUGGCUUGCGGAGUUUUAGCCGGCAAUCCUCAAGAUGUUCAUGCCUACACCGUGAAGUUCGACAGUGACAUCGAUCCUACGGGAAACUACAAAUAUAACUAUGAAACUUCUAAUGGAAUCGGCGCCCAGGAACGUGGUUUAGGUGGUGAAUACGCCACAGGUGGCUACGGCUACUAUUCACCUGAAGGAAAAUUGAUUCAGGUGUCAUAUGUUGCCGAUCAGGAUGGCUUCAAACCCACUGGAAAUCAUUUGCCAACUCCUCCACCAAUUCCAUAUGCCAUUUUGAAAUCUUUGGAAUAUAUUCGCACCCAUCCUCAGGUUAACAACAAAAGACGCUUCCAGUAA
Molecule: messenger RNA, 381 nt
Organism: Stomoxys calcitrans (stable fly)
Lineage: Eukaryota; Metazoa; Arthropoda; Insecta; Diptera; Muscidae
Product: pupal cuticle protein Edg-78E-like
Exons: 2
Coding region: 1-381 (126 amino acids)
Cellular component (GO): chitin-based extracellular matrix
Molecular function (GO): structural constituent of chitin-based larval cuticle
Source: RefSeq, a predicted model, not a curated record